Messenger RNA from Lolium rigidum, 1790 nucleotides. RefSeq names its product AP-2 complex subunit mu. The coding region runs from base 58 to 1374 and encodes 438 amino acids. Gene Ontology annotation, cellular component: clathrin adaptor complex; cytoplasmic vesicle. The transcript has 13 exons. Gene Ontology annotation, biological process: endocytosis; intracellular protein transport. Lineage: Eukaryota; Viridiplantae; Streptophyta; Magnoliopsida; Poales; Poaceae. The record is from RefSeq and is a predicted model, not a curated record.
GCCAGUUAAGCGGGGUGGUCCCAGGCGCUCGCGUGGCGAGCGGGCGACGAGGAGACGAUGCCGGUGGCGGCGUCGGCCAUCUACUUCCUCAACCUUCGCGGGGACGUCCUCAUCAACCGCCUCUACCGCGACGAUGUCGGGGGCAAUAUGGUUGAUGCAUUCAGGAUGCACAUUAUGCAAACAAAAGAACUUGGUACAUGCCCUGUUCGACAAAUAGGAGGCUGUUCCUUCCUUUACAUGAGGAUCAGUAAUGUUUAUAUUGUUAUCGUGGUUAGCAGCAAUGCUAAUGUUUCUUGUGCUUUCAAGUUUGUUGUGGAGGCAGUGGCGCUCUUCAAGUCCUACUUUGGUGGGACUUUUGAUGAAGAUGCUAUCAGAAAUAACUUUGUGUUAAUCUAUGAACUUCUUGAUGAGAUUAUGGACUUCGGUUAUCCUCAGAAUCUCUCACCUGAAAUUUUGAAGUUAUAUAUAACUCAAGAAGGUGUUAGGUCGCCAUUUUCCUCCAAGCCUUCUGAUAAGCCUGUUCCAAAUGCCACCUUGCAAGUCACGGGUGCUGUUGGUUGGAGAAGAGAGGGCCUUGUGUACAAGAAGAAUGAGGUUUUCUUGGACAUUGUUGAGAGCGUAAACCUUCUUAUGUCUUCUAAAGGGAGUGUUCUACGAUGUGAUGUUACAGGCAAGAUUCUUAUGAAGUGCUUCCUUUCUGGAAUGCCUGAUCUUAAGUUGGGAUUAAAUGAUAAGAUUGGACUUGAGAAGGAAGCCCAACUGAAGUCUAGGCCUUCAAAGAGUGGGAAGACCAUAGAACUCGAUGAUGUCACAUUCCACCAGUGCGUCAACCUAACAAGAUUUAAUUCAGAGAAAACAGUCAGCUUUGUACCACCAGAUGGUGAAUUCGAAUUGAUGAAAUAUCGAAUCACAGAGGGCGUAAAUCUUCCAUUCCGGGUUCUGCCCACAAUUAAGGAGUUGGGCCGGACACGCAUGGAGAUUAAUGUGAAAGUUAAGAGUGUUUUUGGUGCCAAGAUGUUUGCACUUGGUGUUGUGGUCAAAGUCCCAGUUCCAAAGCAAACAGCAAAGACGAGUUUCCAAACAACAUCUGGCAAAGCCAAAUAUAAUGCUUCAAUUGAUUCCCUGGUGUGGAAGAUCAGGAAAUUCCCUGGACAGACCGAGGCAACGAUGAGUGCAGAAGUUGAGUUGAUCUCUACGAUGGGGGAAAAGAAGUUGGCGAACAGGCCACCGAUUCAGAUGGAAUUCCAGGUUCCGAUGUUCACUGCUUCUGGUCUGCGUGUUCGGUUCCUCAAGGUGUGGGAGAAGAGUGGUUACAACACCGUUGAGUGGGUUCGCUACAUCACGAGGGCUGGAUCAUACGAGAUAAGGUGUUAGUGACCAACAAAAUGUCAUGGGCUCCUUAUUUCAUGGAUUCCUGGAGGUCUUUUUUACGGCAUCAUGCAUGAUUGGAAAGAACGCAAAUUACAUAUGACCCAAGUUCUCUGUAAGUUUGUAAUUCAGCAAAGGGCAGAUCAUAGCAGACAGUUUCCCUAUGUUCUUUAUUUUAUCUUAACAUGGGAUAUGUAUUCUUCCCCCGUAUCCUGUUUGUGUGGUAGGGCAUAUUGUUAUUGUAUAUUUGGUGGUAGCAUUCAUUCUCGUUGAUCAAUACACCAUGUUGUCAGUUUGCGCUGAUUUCUUCGUAGAUGGAUGUCAAAUCGUUUGCAAAACGGUGUAUACGAAUAUGCUGAUAUUGUUGUUGGCUUUGAUGUGCCUGUGUUUGGUGUAAAGUGGUUAUGAUGUUCCAUUGUUGA